AUGGAUUAUCGUUCAAUUUUACGAAUCAUCUCCUUGAAUCUUUUAUUUUCCUUAAUUAAUAAAUUCGUGGUCGCAACAUAUUUCGUUACUACCCCGAUCCUUAUUGAUAAGAAGAUAUACGCAAUAGGAGAAACUUUAGCAAAAAGAUUUAUUAGCAUUGAUGUAUCAACACUCUCGAAUUUUACAAGUACACUCGAAUACAUAUCUUUAAGCAGGUCGGAAAUUAAUAGCAUAUUAAAUCCGAGAAGUGCAGGAUGGAAGGACUUUAUCAUCAUUUAUGGAACAAAAGAUUAUUUAGAAGACCCGUAUAUACUGAAAUAUAAUGUAACGAGUCAAGCCUUGACUAAAGAUGUGAGCGUGGGACCAAAAUUCAAUGCCCUUAUAGAAGAACCAUUCAUUGGACCUGAUGAUAAAGGGAACAUUUAUAUAUAUAAUGAAAAUAAUAUUUUUUAUAUCUUUAAUUUAGAAACAUUCAAAUGGGAUACAAAAGAAACAAAGAUCGAUAAAAUCUUUCCGGAUAAAGUUCUUAUAAUGUAUAAACGAUAUACGGCUACAAUAUUGCCUAAUGGUAUCAUCGUAUUUCUUGGAGGUGUAUUAUCAUUUAAACCUGUUCCCAUGAAUAAAAUCAUUCUUUAUGAUACGAUAAAUGGAAGUUGGUCGACGAUAGAUGUCGAUGGUGACUUUGUUGGAUCACGAGAAUUACAUUCGGCAUGUUUAACUUCUGAUGGACGCAUAAUUGUUUAUGGCGGAAAACUUGAAUUUCAAUCUGUUGAACCUGAUUUGGCCGUGUUGGAUACUUCCGUUACUCCUUAUAAAUGGACUGUUCCUUAUGUUAUAAAUCCAAUUGGCCAAAUAAUUCAACAUAUAACCGUCAUGGUCGAUGAAUUCAUGGAACAACAACAUCUAAUCAAAAUAUAUUCAUGUUAG
Messenger RNA from Funneliformis geosporum, 927 nucleotides. Lineage: Eukaryota; Fungi; Glomeromycota; Glomeromycetes; Glomerales; Glomeraceae. The record is from the annotation of a GenBank genome assembly.